UUCUGGAAAAUUGUCAUGUCAGGCACCUUAAUAAAGAAAACCCAACAAAAUUUACUAAAAACGGGCAAGCGAAUCUUGAGAAUAACUGUCCGCAGUUUGAGACAAGUCGGAAUACUGGAAUCUCGGCGCUCGGGGUAUAAAGUACAUCCAUUGAAAGUAAAAAGCCCAUAUAAAAGGCGAAAACGAAAUGCAGAAAAUCAGUUCGAGUUUCACGACCAUCCACACAAGAUCAUCAAAUCAACUAAACAACUCACAAUGGCGUUUAAGUUUGUUGCUGUCCUCGCUUUUGUUGCCGUAGUCAACGCUGGACUCCUUCCAGCUGCCCAACUUUACCACGGAGCUGCUCCAGUUUUGGCCAAAGCCGUCGAUGAAUAUGAUCCACAUCCACAAUACAACUUUGCCUACGAUGUCCAAGAUGCUUUGACUGGAGACUCAAAGAGCCAGAGUGAAUCCCGCGACGGAGACGUUGUCCGUGGUCAAUAUUCCUUGAUCGAUGCUGAUGGACAUCAAAGAAUUGUUGACUACACUGCUGAUCCAGUUAAUGGUUUCAACGCUGUUGUACAACGCAACCCUCUCGGAGGUGCCGUGGUUGCCAAGGCUGUUGCUCCAGUAGCUACUUAUGCUGCUGCCCCAGUUCUGGCUAAAGCCGUAGCUCCAGCCCUUGCUUAUCCCGCAGGACAUGCUAUCGUUAAGACCUCAUUUGCCUCGCCAAUUGUUUCAUAUGCUCAUUAAUUUAUUAAAAUGUACAAUAUUAGGUCGUAAAGGAAACAAAUUAUUUUGAUAAUAAAAACAAAGCCACAUAAAAA
This is a messenger RNA of Hermetia illucens (black soldier fly), 806 nucleotides long. Its product is annotated as larval cuticle protein A2B-like. Bases 16 to 732 code for a protein of 238 amino acids. The record is from RefSeq and is a predicted model, not a curated record. Lineage: Eukaryota; Metazoa; Arthropoda; Insecta; Diptera; Stratiomyidae. Gene Ontology annotation, cellular component: extracellular matrix. The transcript has 3 exons.